GGAGUCCUGGUUUCCGGUCGGUCUUUAAACACAACCGGAACAGCAUGCUAACACGACGCCUUUGUAGGAAUCCAUUGAAUUAGAAUAUAUGUACAGUUUACCUCCCCAUCUCAUAAACGCGUUCUCGUCUUUAAGUAUUACGACAUUAUGACGUCUAAACCAUAGAGUAAGCCAUGGAGUGUGAUAUUUUGGACUCUUUGGAGCAACUCGGUUAUGAAGGUCCCCUGACGGAUGAGGCGGCGUUGCUCCAAGCCGCACGGGGUGGCCUGUCGUCGGCGGAGUAUUUGGAUUUAUGCCGGUGGUUGGUGUCCCGGUUAAAGCCAUUGUGUGGAUUGGAGGAGAGCAUCACCACCGGUCCAGAGGACUUGGUCAGCCUGGAGGUGGACCUGAGAGGCUUGAUGAAGGAGCUUUGCUACCCGUAUCAUGUGACAGCAAUACAGAAAGGAAGCCCCAAAGAGCAUCUCACGUUUCUCUUGUUUUUAAGCUCGGAACUGCAGGCGGCACAGAUCGUCACCCGCAGACGAAGCCACAUUCAGGGACAAAACGGGAGCUCGGUGUCUCGGGAGCUGCGGGAAAUUUGCCAGAUCUUGAACGUGUCGCCGUGUAAGGGAAAGGACGCCGUGGAUGUUCUGUCUCUUAUCCAAGGCAAAGUGGGUACACUUGUUGAAACCUCCCCAAAUGGCAUUGUGGGAAAACCUGCUUUGAAGAAAGCUCUCAGCAGUGAACAGUGGGAGAAGUUACACAGCGUGAAUGCGGUCAUGUCGUCGGAGUACGAGUGUCGUCGCAGGAUGCUCAUCAAGCGGCUGGACGUCACCGUUCAGUCGUUCGGCUGGUCCGACCGGGCCAAGGCAAAGGUGGACAGCAUGGCUCAAGCUUACCAGCCCAAGAGACACGCGCUGAAGGCGGAGACCACGGCGGACGCCGCCGCCCUGCUCGCCGCCAGGGAGGACGUCUGCAACGUGGUGAAGACCAGCAGCGGCGCCAGCAGGGAGAACACCGCCUGCGCCGUCAACAAGGUCCAAAUGGGGAGAGUUCCCGACCGAGGCGGGCGCCCCUCCGAAAUAGAAGCCCCCCUCCCCGAGAUGCCCCCCUGGCAGAAAAGGCAAGACGGAGGAGGCAACCGGGGUGGUCGUGGGCAACGAGGAGGAGGAUGGGGAGGUGGAGGCGAUUGGCACGGCGGGAGACACAACCACGGCGGAAAGCGACGACGGUACCAGUAUUGAGGUUUUUUUUUUUUGUUUUUAAACAAGGUAGUCAAAACUUUUCUACGAAAAGAUCAGUCGAUAGUGGAUUACGCAAUCGAACGGACUCUUUUAUACCAGCAAUCAUCAACCUCAGUAACCUCUCGCUGUAUUUCAUAAACAUAUUUUUCCUUUUUUUUUUUUUUUUUUAAAAAUAUGUGCCGGUGGAGCGCAGUAGCGCCUCGGAGAUGUAAAAGUGACGUGAAUUUUUUCAGUUCCUGUUUUUGCUCUGAUUUGAGAUGCGAGUGCAGUCAACUCACUUCACGCAUUUAUUUCACGAUUCAUCUUUGUAGUUGCGUUUGAAGUUAUUGUCAGACUAAACCUAGAAAGGGAAAGAAUUGGAUGACGUGGAUUUGAAUUUUUUUUUAGUGCCACGGCUGUAUUAAUGCCUCUUUUAAAACCCAAACGUUCAGUGCCAAGGACGUUUUUGACGCCCCCCCCACGGGGUGGUGCUGCAGGACGGUAUGAAGGUGCCCUCCCGCCAUUGUCAGUCUUGCAGAAAAUAUUAAUCUGACUGAAUCGCAAGCGGAUGGAAGUUCACUUCCAGUUUUCGCUACGUUUGCUAAGUCCCACCCGCAAAUUUCAACGUUUUGUCGAGUCGCCCUGACAAAAAAACCAAAAAUGAAAUCCAAGUUGAUGACCUGGGCGCACACAGUCGAACUCACUUUCUCCAAUGGAGAAACUGCGACCCCUGGUGGCUCUUGUUGAAUGUUUUGAAACGUUGCAUAGAGUCGUUUGUUGAACCACCGAUUAUCGUGGAUAGCUGGAUGCUAAUACGACAAAGAGAGGGAACGGGUGUGAAAUAACGUAGUGGGCGCGGAUAUAGUCAGAGGCAAUUGGCAAUGAUCCUCCCGUUCAUUGACCGCACGCUCCAUGUAUUUCCUGAAUAAACAUAUGUACGUAUGAAAUUACAAAUGUGGUUACGUGUUAAUGGAAACCGUCAUUUUUGUUCUGACAGUUCAUGUGAAACAACACGGAAAUUUUGACUGUCUGUGAUGCAGUUCACCCCUGAUUCAAAUUUUAAAUCGCAGUAGCAGUAAUAGGCGAAGGUCAGGCACUUGUGAUAAGUAGCUAGCAAACCCCACCCAUGGCAUUUUGGUCGCAUCAAGCCUUUCUUGACAUAAUAGGAACAAUUUGCGUUAUCGCCAUUUGUUGCAUGCAAUGACAUAAAACUUGCUAACCAAAACAGAAGCCUGUACGUGACAAACGGUUUCAUGUCAUGUGGAGAAAAGGUUGUUUAUGUUGACGCACGCAUGCCACAAUCUUGGUUCGUUGACAUAACUUUGGUUCACUUUACUCGAUGAAAUAGUUGUAAAAAUGUGUUUGUACAAAUAAAACACCUCAC
Syngnathoides biaculeatus (alligator pipefish) is the source of this 2586-nucleotide messenger RNA. RefSeq names its product family with sequence similarity 98 member B (gene tslig3b). The record is from RefSeq and is a predicted model, not a curated record. Gene Ontology annotation, cellular component: tRNA-splicing ligase complex. Bases 174 to 1223 code for a protein of 349 amino acids. NCBI's taxonomy places the organism in Eukaryota, Metazoa, Chordata, Actinopteri, Syngnathiformes, Syngnathidae. The transcript has 8 exons.